GCGAGAGCAGCAGGAAGCGGCCGGCCGCGCGGGCGCCGCGAGGGCGAGCGGGCGAUGGUGCUGCCCCGGCUGCUGCUCGGGGCCCGGCUCAGGGCGGUCGUCGGGUCGGUGGAGGCUGCACCCUGCGGCUUAAAGUCAAUAAAGGGAAGCUGUCACAAAUUUUGUAUUGCUGUUUUGAAAGAUGUCACUUAUAAGGAACUUAAAAACCUGUUGAAUUCAAAAAGCAUUAUGUUAAUUGAUGUUAGAGAGACAUGGGAAAUUCUUGAGCAUGGAAAAAUCCCUGGGUCUGUCAAUAUACCAUUGGAUGAGAUAGGUGAAGCUCUACAGAUGAACCCAAGAGACUUCAAAGAGAAGUAUGAUGAAGUAAAGCCAUCCAAAUCUGACAGUCUGGUGUUUUCUUGUUUAGCUGGGGUGAGAAGCAAGGUGGCUCUGGACACAGCAAUAUCUCUGGGCUUUAAUAGAUCUCAACACUAUGCUGGAGGAUGGAAGGAAUGGGUAACCUAUGAAGUUUUAGAAAAGAAAUAAGGAAAUUGAAAUUUGGAAUACAAGUUGGAUCUUCCCUUGUGUACGUGCAGCCUAAGAUAGUGGAAUGAGCAAAAGAAUAAAAAUCUAGUCCUGUUACCACUGAUUAUGGCAAGGUGAUUUUGUGUAAACCAAUUACUUAUUGAAUCUUUUUCUCAUUUGUAAAUUGAGAAUACCACUCUCCCCUGCCUACUUUCAAAGGCUAUUGAGGAAUGAAAAUAAUGUAUGUAACUUGCCAUGGAAAUAUAAGGGCUGAGAUUCUAGGAGUUAAUUUUUUGAGUAGUUUAGUAUAGUUCAAUAGUAUUCUAAAAGACUAGGUUACUUGUAUUACCUAAUCAUGUGUGACUGUAUGUGUUAGUACAGCUUCUAUUCAUCAUAGAGGCUAUGAGCUAGACCAGUAGCUUCAUAAGCAGACCUGACCUUUAAAAAAAUCAAGAUUGUAUGAUCUAGAGAAAUCAGGGAAAUCUGAACAGUGAAAAUACAUUAACAGCAUCCACAGACUUAUAGGAGUGUUACAACCAGCACAGUAGUGAUGUAAUUUGCAAUUUAAAAA
Microcebus murinus (gray mouse lemur) is the source of this 1075-nucleotide messenger RNA. Its product is annotated as thiosulfate sulfurtransferase like domain containing 3. The record is from RefSeq and is a predicted model, not a curated record. Lineage: Eukaryota; Metazoa; Chordata; Mammalia; Primates; Cheirogaleidae.